Molecule: messenger RNA, 2529 nt
Organism: Pezoporus occidentalis (night parrot)
Lineage: Eukaryota; Metazoa; Chordata; Aves; Psittaciformes; Psittacidae
Gene: NEMP2
Product: nuclear envelope integral membrane protein 2
Exons: 9
Coding region: 57-1418 (453 amino acids)
Cellular component (GO): nuclear envelope
Source: RefSeq, a predicted model, not a curated record
CGGGGCCCGCCCUCGCCUCGACCGGCAGGGCCGAGGCGAUAGCCGGCGGCCGCCACAUGAGCCCGGCGGGGCGGCGCCCCCGGGCCCGGCCGGGGCUGCUCGGGCAGCUCCUGCCUCUCUUCCUGGCGCUGCCCGGGGGCACCGGGGAGGCGCCGGCAGCAGGUAGAAACUGUAGUUUCUUGCAGGAAAUGGACGUCAUCCAGAAACGGGAUGAAAGCUGCUACUGCUAUGUGCAGAACAGAACCAUUCACUUACAGUAUGUUUGGUCAACUCUUCAGGUAAAAGUUAACAGCAGAGAACUGUUCAGGUUUGAGCCCAUUUCACAGAACAGCAACUGUCGUAAUUCAGAAACUGUUUUUGAGUUUGCUGCAUGUGCUGUUCAAGUCUUCUGGAAACCAGAGACAGCUACAGAAACCAGAGUAAGCGUAAAACAAUAUGGAGAGGAUAUUUGCUUCAAAAUACAGCCCCUGAAAACCGAACCGUACAUUGUCAGUGUGAAACGAGAAAUGCUAGAUGGAAAGCUCUUGUUUUUGUUUAUUGCUGGAAUUUUUCUGUUCCAUUUUGCAACCAGCCUGAGCCGGAGUACCAAGUUCUUUUACCUCUGUGGAAUAAUACUGGGUGUUCUUGCUCUGCUAGUCUUUGUCCUGUUGAUACUUAAAAGGUUUAUUCCAAGGCACAGCACCUUCUGGAUCUUAAUGAGUGGCUGCUGGAUGUCCUCUCUGUAUUUUAUUUACUGCUUCAAAGAGAAUAUGCAGUGGUUGUGGUCUGAACACAGAAACUACUUGUUGGGGUAUUUUCUGGCUGUUGGAAUGACCAGCUUUGCUGCUUGUUAUCAGCACGGACCUCCUACCACUGAUCUGAGCAUAUACUUGUUUGCAUGGACGCUGCAGUUAACAGCCUUUGUCUUGAUUUACUGUGGAGUCACCAUACCUCAAGUUGCAUAUGCAGUAAUAGCAGUCAGCCUCUGUUCAAAGGGCCUGUGUUACCCCCUGGGUGCUGCGUGUCACAUAGGCAGAAAAAUGAAGAACCACUUUAUAUCAAAAAAGUUAGUGUUUAAACACCUUACUGAAGAGGAGUACCGAGAACAAGGUGAAACAGAAACUAUCAGAGCUCUGGAGGAGCUACGCUUAUUCUGCAGAAACCCUGAUUUCCCAUCAUGGUUAGCUGUAUCCAAACUCCAGUCCCCACACAGGUUUGCAGACUUUGUUCUGGGAUCUCCCCACAUCUCACCUGCAGAAACAAGGGCGCAUGAGGAGGAAUAUGGCAUUGGGAGCUUCUUCCUGGAAGAGCAGCUCUUUGAAACAGGGACAGAAUCUGAGCAAGAUAAUCCAACCAAUUCUGUCCACGAAGGAGAUGAGGCGGAUGAAGAUGAAAUGCAUAAACAGAUUUCAUUUCCAUAUGCUACCGAGUUGCUCUGAGCUUUAGGAAAUAUCAGGAUGGAAAAUGUAUUCACCUUAGAGAGGAAGGAUACACAGUGAGAACUCACGGUUGGUGAUUUCUUGUGGUUGCUGGUGGACACAGGGAUUUUCUGAAAACACUGUUUCCUGUAUCACUGAUGUUGCAUGAUCAGAACAACAGAAGGAAAUCAUAGGGGCUGUUCAAGUGAAGAGGAUUCUCAUGCUACUGGUACUUUAACUGGGGAAGUAAACAUUGCUUAUUUCCAAAGUGAGUACUGGCAGCAGCCUGUCCCAGCAGGAUGCCUUGUUGUGCCAAGGCUACUACCUCUAGAAAAUGGUACCUGUUUUGGUCCUUUUCAUUGUCAAGUCCUCUGUGCUGAGCACUACAGGGAGAAGCCAUUAUUAAUACUCUACUAAGUACCCUAUGUGUCAACAAUUUUCAUAAUGUGCUGAUAAACUGUGUUUAUUGCUUGUGAGGCUUUUCAGUGCUAAAGAAGAAGAAAAAGUUAACACAGCUGAACAAGGUUUGUUUGCUCUUCUGGCUAGGCUUACUGCACAUUAGCUUCAUUUUGCCUCUUCACAUUUGUUUUAAACUCCCCUAACUCUUCAGAACCCUGCCUGACUUUUCACCUUCCACUUGUGUUGUUCUGUUCAUGGUCUCUGCUCUACUUACAUUGUACUUUCCAUGUCUUUGCUUCUUCACAUAACACUCCUCCAUCUUCAGCAGGUCCCUCUACAGAACCUUUCUUCACUCCGUUUCUCCAUCUGACAACUGCAGGUGACUUAGGAGAGGGUUUUCAUCCCCAGAUGUAUUUUUACUGUUGUCUUACCUUGGAUGGGUGCUGACGUCCAUUCCAGACCCCUCAGGGGCACAGAAAAGACAACAAAGACUGAGGCUGUUUUCAGCUGCUCGAAGGAACUGCUGUCAGCACAUCUGGAUGUUGUAACCAUGUAACCAGGAAUACAGAUAACCCACACAGAGCUCCACUGUCCUUGGAAUAUGCAGCUAUUUACUCAUUCAGUAAAAAAUGGAAAGUAAUUCCUGGCAAAACAAGGAGAGAUGGAUACGGGGCUUCUACCUCCCCUUCUUCAGCCUUCAGUCUGGUACUUAACACAGGAGGUAUGUGGGGAG